UUGUUGACUUUUUCAACAUAUUUGAUCAAGUAAAUGCUUGAGCCACUUUGAAACAGUGCCACUCGUAUUAUUAUGUCAUUAAGUCUUGACAUAUGCAGAGAUUGUUAAGUCUGUAAAGGAAUUUCAAGAUCUUAGUCAGUGUAGUUACUGAAAGUUCUCUCAUGCAGUUUGCCAUAGCAGUCUCUCAUCUGAACUUCUCCACAGCAAGCCAACAGCCAGUCAUUUGUGAGGUCUGUGGAACGUACUUUGAGACACGACGAGGGCUCUCCAGUCAUGCCCGCCUCCAUCUCCGCCAGCUUGGUGUGACGUUUUCAGAGAACAGUGGAGCUCCCAUAGAGCUCCUCUACCAGCUCAUCCAGGAGCGAGACGGCUCCCUCCCAAAUUUCAAAUCAGACUCCGCCUCUGUACCUGAGUCGACCCCUCUCACAAAAACACCCCAGCAGGAGUCACCUUCAGGGCAAGAGGACGCUAAUCCCUCCUACAAGCCGGGGGUCAGAGUCAUGACAACCCCCCAGAAGAUGGAUCAUCAGGGAUCCUCAUCAAGACUGAAAGAGUCAGGAGUUUCUCCCCUACCAUCAUCUCCUUCUGCUCUUCAGCCAGCAGAAGGCAGCAGUUCAUCUUUCUCAGAGCACCAAGCCACAACCAAACCGCUGUGGGCGCCGCUGGAAACUGAUGCCCCAAUCACUUUAGACACCAAUGAUGAAGUCCAUGUUUGUCACCUUUGCGGCUGCUGGUACGAGACACGCAAGGGCCUGUCGAGUCACGCUCGCUUCCAUCUGCGCCAGAUUGGAAUCCCUGACAGUGACAUCAAGGGCAACGCUAUUGAUUUUCUGUAUCGGGUCAUGGAGGAGGAGGACCUCAAGCCCAUCAUCAACAUACAACAGGGCGAGCUCACGUCAGACAGCUCUCUUCGAUCCUCUUCUAAACGUCCCUCUGAUCUGUCCUCUCCACCUGUGUCGCCCGCUGGCAAACGGCCUAAAACAUUGGAACCGUGUACCUGCGUUCUCUGCGGGGAGUCAUUUGAGAAUCGAAAAGGCCUGGCCAGCCAUGCUCGCUCUCACUUGCGUCACAUCGGAGUGAGUGAGUUAGUAGGGAAAAGCUCUGCAAUCGACGCUGUCCAGGAGCUGGUCAGCAGUGGGGUUUUAGAAGCUGUACACCAGCCCAAAAUGAAAAAUACAGCCAGCUCAUCUGCAGCACCAUCACCAGCACCAACCUCUCCUGCAGUCCCGGCUCUGUCUCCAGGUCCAAGUCAGUCAUGGACCUCCUUUUCGUCACCACCGCUUUCCUCAACUCCUGCAAAGAGCUGUCAUUCUCCUCAAGGUUUGAUAAACAGGGCGCCAAAGGCUAAGAAAGGUUUUCGGCUAGCCGUGGACCCCCUCCUCAGGAAACCCAAGCCCGAGCCUGUCGAGACAGAUGUGUCUGUUCAACCGAAGACAUCCAGCACUAGCAGCAGCUCUCCUCUGCAGAAGUCGCCUCCUGCCAUCGUUUCUCCAAAGCCUGUAGAAUCAGGCGUGCAAUCCCCACCAACAGUUCUUUGUGACUACUGUGGGCAGCUGUUUGAGACCCGUAAAGCCCUGUCGUGUCACGCUCGCGCCCACCUCCGUCAGCUCGGCCUCACCUGGUCCAUCAAAACAUCGCCAAUCGAUCUCCUCAAAGAGGUCAUGCUGAACAAUGAAGAAGGCAAGAAAGACUCAGCGCUCAGUCGGCCUUCAGCAUCAGGCAAAGCCACGUGGACUCAUCAGGGCUCCAGAAGGUCCCUGGACAGCUUCACAUCUAGAGAGUCUGCCUCCAGCAUCUGUACCUCACCUCUCGAUUAUUCCAUGAAAGAAAAAUCUCCAUCUGGCAAGAGUGGGUCAUCACACGCUGACACAUCCUGUGAGCUUUGUGGGUUCGACUUUGAAAACCGCAAGGCCCUGGCCAGUCACGCUCGGGCCCACCUCCGACAGCUGGGCAUCAUCGAAUGGAAGGCGGAUGGAGCGAGUUCACCGAUUGAUCUCCUCAGUGAGUUGAUCCGGAGGGACCCAGACAAGGUGGCAGAAAUAACCAGACGCUACCGCAUGGGAGACCUUUACAUCAAGAAGUCUCAGAGGCCUGCAGCUUCGCCCUCUCUGUCCACGGACUCUGACUCGGUGGCUGGCAGCAGCCUCAAGUUUUCACAAGGCCACACUCGCACUAUGGCAGUCCACAGCAACCCCAAUUUGCGCUCCCCAAGAGGGGUCCAUCCACCAAAAAAAUACGUAGUGCCUAAAGGGGAGGGAAAUCAGGACAACAACUCCCAUCAACCAUCACGGUCCGGCAGCAUCCCUGCGCUACUGCCAAAGCCUCCACUAACUCCACUGGUCAAGCUGGUAGGAAAAAUCUACUCCCUCAAGUGCAGGUUCUGUGAAGAAGUGUUUCAUGGACCUCUGUCAGUUCAGGAGCAGUGGAUCACACACCUGCAGAAACACAUCCUGUCGCUGGGCUACAAAGGCAAAGCGUCUCCUCCCACCACACCUGUGGCCGCGCCAGCGCUCGUCCAUCCUGUAGCAGUGUAGGGUCCUGAGUUUCAAAUGUCCAAACCCAAGAAGAAGUGUUGUCUUUAUGUUUACUUGUAGUGCGUAGUUUGUCUUCUUGUCCUGGAGAGGGCGAGCGUGAGCCAUAUGAGGAAAGCAGCACAAUGCAAUCCACUCAGGUGAAAUCCACAAGACAUAACCGAUUACAUCACAGAUCACUGGAUGUUUUUUUUUUUGUUUUUUUUGGUGGGGGGGAAGCAAACAUCACUCAUUUUGACAGGCAGGACUUUCCUUUCGUCCGCUCUCACAUUCCUUCCACACAUGUUUCAACUGUGUUUGCUGUUUCCCACAACUCAAAAUGAAUUUCUCUUUAUUUUUGUCCUACUGACUAGACUGCUACAGUUGCCAUUUCACAUGUAUACAUAUGAAUUGAGCCUUGUUUUAUACAUUCAUUUUCUAGUUGUUUUACUCCAAGUAUGUAAGAAUUUCUUUUACUUUCAUCAGAUGGAAAUGUUUCUGUAUAACACGACGCUGAUACCACAACAUUAGAUGCCAUCAGUGUUGAAAAAUAUUACUAUAAUAUUUCAACAAAAUCUUGUCCUCAGCAGUAGAGUUUCUGUUACAUUUCCUUUUUUAAACUUAUUAUAUAAAUUAAAUUAUGUCUUGUAUAUAAAUGAGAUUUCUAGUGUAUGGGGCAUGCAUUUUUUUUAUUUCCAAAUGUCAUGCAAAUGCCAAGUGAAUGAAUCUGUUUGUAUCAAUUUACAAUUACAAACAACCUCAGUCUCACCAGCAGCCACAGCUACAGCUUGUUGGCCUUUUCAAUGGACACAGUAUAAACAUCUUAGCAGUUUUGAAUACAAUCCAAUACACUGAACUGUUUUCCAUGAAUUUCACCAGAACCUGUCAUGCCUUACCAGCUUGUGUUUGUGUUUCUUGUUAUUUACAUCAUGCUUUCCUCUCUCUGUGUCCCA
Molecule: messenger RNA, 3463 nt
Organism: Stegastes partitus (bicolor damselfish)
Lineage: Eukaryota; Metazoa; Chordata; Actinopteri; Pomacentridae
Gene: wiza
Product: WIZ zinc finger a
Exons: 7
Coding region: 162-2534 (790 amino acids)
Biological process (GO): regulation of transcription by RNA polymerase II
Cellular component (GO): nucleus
Molecular function (GO): RNA polymerase II cis-regulatory region sequence-specific DNA binding; DNA-binding transcription factor activity, RNA polymerase II-specific
Source: RefSeq, a predicted model, not a curated record